Epinephelus fuscoguttatus (brown-marbled grouper) is the source of this 5868-nucleotide messenger RNA. RefSeq names its product alpha-kinase 2 (gene alpk2). Gene Ontology annotation, molecular function: protein serine/threonine kinase activity; ATP binding. The record is from RefSeq and is a predicted model, not a curated record. NCBI's taxonomy places the organism in Eukaryota, Metazoa, Chordata, Actinopteri, Perciformes, Serranidae. The coding region runs from base 271 to 4767 and encodes 1498 amino acids. Gene Ontology annotation, biological process: protein phosphorylation. The transcript has 11 exons.
GAGACCACCGGCUCUAGCCCUGAGCUCAUACUGAAGUCCUACAUCAUAUGUCUAUAUCCUCGACCACACGGCUAUGACAAGGGUACCGAAUCAAAGGAUCUAAGUAUACCGUUGGACUCAGGGGAGGAAAUGACACCAGAAAAGCCAGGCACCAACAGUCUAUAUGCAGAACUUUUUGCCGUUUGUCACAAAACUUGGCCCAAAGUUGCUGUUUGACAGCUGGAAUCUUGCUGCUGACAAUCUCCUCGAGCAGCACAACUACAAGUCCCGAUGGAUCCGUCGCUCCUCUGCACGGAUGACCAAACACGGUCACCACCAGCUCCCACAGACACACAGACUAAGGAUUUAGACCCUCUUUCUUUUUUGCACAAUCCCACAGAAAACAAGCUGUCUGCAUACCAGACAGGAGCAGAGGCUGUGUCAGAUCCGUCAGACCUUAAAGAUAAAUCCACUGAGCCUUUAUCAAAUGUUUCCAAAUGCCUCUCUCAGGAGAAAAGCGCCAUCUCAGACAGUUUGAAGCCUUUAUCAUCCAGCUAUAAUAUCUCAGAGUGUUUGUCACUUUGCUCCGAGCCUGUGCCAGAGGAUGAUGCUUUCAGGGUUUGUAGCUAUUUUGGCUCAACAGAACCUGCAUUACCUCUUUUACCUCACUUCUCUCAUGACCUUAUUUCGCCUCUAUCUGAAUCUUUUUCAGAGUUUCACAUUAAACAAGACCCACAAGAAAAUAGUGCACCUCAACCAUUUGGGGCGAUGUCAUCUACUUCUGAGGGUUCGACGGAGUCAUCUGUCACUGAGCUCUCCAGCUCUGACCACAGUCGAGCCUAUUCUCUAUUAAGGUCGUUCCCACAUCAGUCAGAUAGUUUAGAGAGUGAUACAGUAAUGGCAUCUCUGUCAGACCUUUAUAUCUUUGAAAAUGACACGCAGGACUUCAUCCUGAGCUCUAGUGUAGAUCCCCAGGAAGGUCAAUGUCCUGAAUACCAGCCAUUAUCACAAACACAGGAAAAAAAACCUGACUGCGAUGCACAUGUCCCGCUGUAUGAUUCAGACAAUGUGGUGACACUAUGUCCUCACAGCUCUAUUGACGAACAAACUAUGGUGGACUAUGAGUCAGAUGCGGGUCAGCAUCCGAGGCCACCUGCUGUGGAUGCCUGUGAGGCAGGCUUAAUGUCGGUAAAUGAUGGGAGGCAAGGCAAAGCAGAGGUUGCUGAUUCAACCCCCCGACCACAGAGAAGCGAGAGCCCUGUCGAGCUGUGGGUGGACGCAUGCCAGUAUCUGGGAGGUGAGGAUGCCGAAGACUUGACAGGACAUUCUGUGAUGCAAGAAGGGCUCACCGGUGACUUGUCUUUUAUCCCACGACAGACACAACUAUCAGGUUACAGCUUUGACAGUAGCGAGGGGAUUGGCUGGUCCAGCGAUGACACCAGAGGUUGGGGGCCACCAGUUGAGAGGUGGUCAUCAGUGGACAGCUGGGCAAGUGCACUGUCCGACUGGACUGGGAUCAUCACGGCUCCACCAGAGGACUUCACAGCUGCCUUCACAGAGAUCGGGGCUGAAAUAGAUGCUCUGACACAGGCACUAGCAGAGGUAAAUACUCGUAUAGAACCAGAGACGUCUAAAGAGAUAAAGGGUCGAGAGCCAACAGUGCAGGCACAACCGCAGCCACCCAUGGGUGUCCAGGAUCGGCCUCUAGAGACACAAAACAUCCCAGAGGGCUCCGUCCUCUCUGGGCAGAGCUGCCUCACUUUGUGCCUUGAAGCUGCAGGACAUGAGCUCAGAGACACAGAGGGCUCCCAGAGUGUCGAAUCCUUGAGCGGCCAGGCUGAGUGCUCUCCAUGCCUCACACGCCAGCACUCAUCCACGGGGUCAUCUGGUGCUACGGUGGCCCCGUCCUGGAGUGUGGAUGUGAUCUCUGGGUCUGCAUCCUCUGCUGAGCUUGACCUUUCUCUCUUUGGUGGAUUUGACGAGUCAAAAGUUUCCAUCAGCACUGAGGAAGAUACAAUCAUACUGAAGAUAACAGAGGAUAUAGAUUUGGAGGGACAAAAUACACCUGGAGGGCUGAUAAUCGAGAAGCCCUUUGGAGAUGAAGUGUGUGAAGUGACAGGUGAACACAGCGUCCAUCAGCCAAGCUCCGUUGCCGAGCAGGAAGCCAAAAGGAGCACGAGGCCAGCCGAGGUCGAUUGUAAAGGAACCGAACCAUCAACAGAUCUUAAUUUCUUCAUUGCACAUGCUGUGAUAAGCUCACACGUGCCAGCUGUGCCCACACAACCUGUCCCGAACUUCAAUGUCCACACACACGUGUCGUCUGACACUUUACCAGACCUUGAUGGAGCAUGUCAGGUGGAGCCACAGUGGGAGAGUCCCAAGUUUAUUAUGCCCUUAGCUCCUCUCAGUAUCGGCUCCUCCCUAGUCUGUCGGACAAGCUGCAGUUUGGAAGGAGAGCAAACUUGUGCCAAAAGGCCUCUCAAUGACAACAGUUGUGAUCACACACAACCCUGCGCUCUCUCGCCAACUUCGAAUGGGAUUACUGAGGAAACAUCUUUGGAAGGUGAUGAGGUGAUUCAUAAAAAGGAAAAUACAAUAGACUCUGCUGAGAAAUCUUCACCAGAGAAACAACCGGGCUUGGUUACUGCAAGAAAAACAAUACUCGAGGAGAUUCAUGACCUCAGUAGAGAACUAUCAAACUUGGCUGAUUUCCCUGCAGAUCAUUUCGUCGUCUCAGAGGAGAGCCGUGUUGCGGUCAUCACUUUAGAAUUAAAUGACCCAUUUGUUUCCAGGGUUGCAAAACCCAUCUCCAUAGCCAUACAGCCUGAGUUGAAUCAGAAAACAGCUGAAAAUAUGCCACACAAAACCCACAAGUCCAGCUCAGAGAGCAAGGCACGCUCCAAAAAGGACAAAUCAACUUGUCAUCACUAUGGUGCACAAGUUUCCAAGAAACAGGAGAAUCUAUCUCCCCAUGUCUCGGCCCAGCAGGUCUGCAAACAGCAAGAAACUCAUCCUCUUAUCGAGGAAAUUCACACCAGUGAGAACACUCCAGUUGCAUUUGAGGACAAGGAGGCUAAACUGGUAAUUGAGACCAGCGCAGCAACUGAGAAGGCUCCAAACAAGCCACACGGCAAGAAGAAAAAGAAGCAUGCUCCGAAUGCAACAGCAGUGAAAAGUGUAGCUGAGCCACUGGUUGAAGUAGAAAAUGGAGCAAAACCAAAGACUGCAAAAGGAAGGAUUGAUAUGUUUGAGGCCAAGCUGGGCAUUAAAGCUGGGAAAGCUCAAAAGGACAGUAUUAAGUCAGAUGAUAAAAAGUCCCAGCAACCAGAGAAUAAAUCUUUGCAGGGAGAACAACCCCUGCAUCAUUCAGAUCAUAAAGACCAACAGCCAAAAAAGUUCACCAGUCCUCUAAAAGAUGAUAUCAUCAAAAGACGUCGCCUAUCAGAGGAUAAGUUUGGAAAGAUUGUCAGUGCUUUGGAGUCUAAAUUACCAAAGCCAGAUGUUUCUAUCCAGGCAAAGGGAGAGGAGCCCAAGGCAGAUACAGGGGCAACUCGUAAGAAGCCGUACAGUGAAGUGGUCAAACAAACAAUCCCACCCAAGGAAGAGCCCAAGGUGGUAAAACCUAUCCAGGCAGUAUCAGUGAGCGGGGACCCCCAGAGUCUGUGCCUAUGGUGUCAGUUCGCAGCUGUCUUCUCCAACCACAUAGUCACCUGGCGCAGAGAUGGCACUGUCCUGUCUGAGAUCAAGAGAAGCGCAGGGGACGAGAGCAGAGUGUCACUGACCAUCUCCAACGCUUCCCACAAAGACUUGGGCAAGUACCAGUGUCAGCUCACCAGUCUGAAUGGAUCAGUCUCCCUGGACUAUGUGCUCACAUAUGAAGUGCUCAGUGAGAUUGUCAUCCCUCCAACUCCGAAAACUGUCAUAUCUGCCCCCGUGGAGAUGGAGAGUGAGGAGGAGGAUGUCCACUGCUCCAGGCUGAUUUUCAAAGAGGAUUUCUUAACAGACCAAUGCUUUGGAGAGAACCAACCUGUCAGCAUUGUCACUGAAAAGGUUCACUUCGGGGAGGGGAUGCACCGGCGGGCUUUUCGGACCAAGAUGCGGGCGGGUCAGAUCCCUCUGUUACUGCCUGGAUACCCCUGUGUGCUAAAAGUACACAAUUCUAUCAGCUACGGGACCAAGAACAACGAUGAGCUUGUUCAGAAGAACUUUACCUUGGCUGUAGAGGAGUGCCAGGUCCAGAACACAGCGAGAGAGUACAUCAAGGCGUACACCACUGCAGCUCAGGCUGUUGAAUCCUUUGGAGAGAUCCCAGAGAUCAUUCCCAUCUACCUGGUUCACCGUCCAUCCAAUGACAUCCCAUACGCCACCCUGGAGGAGGAGCUGAUCGGCGACUUUGUCAAGUAUUCAGUCAAGGACGGCAAAGAGAUCAACCUGAUGAGACGGGACUCAGAGGCAGGGCAGAAAUGUUGUGCUUUCCAGCACUGGGUGUAUGAUAAGACUGAUGGCAACCUGCUGGUUACUGAUAUGCAAGGGGUGGGAAUGAGGCUCACUGAUGUGGGAAUAGCCACCUGUAAGAAAGGAUAUAAGGGCUUCAAAGGAAACUGUGCCACCUCCUUCAUUGACCAGUUCAAAGCUCUGCACCAGUGCAACAAAUACUGUGAGAUCCUGGGCCUCAAGUCCCUGCAGCCCAAACCUAAAAAGCCUGCAUCUGCUCCCAAACCCAAACCCCAACCCUCUGCUGCACCCAAGAAGAAAACAUUUGGGCCAACAAUGAAGGGCAAGUCAUAAUAGGAGGAGAAUCUUUGGACUAUGGGGAUUUCAUUUUUAUUGAACUGGUGAGGGUUUAGUUGAUUUGAUUUGCUUUGCUCACGUUGGACCUUGUCUUGCAGAGUUUGGUUUGUCAAAGAUGAAUCAGAAGGUUUUGGGCUGCAGGUGGAAGAUGACAGAGGAGACAGAUGGGUUUGACUCUGGAGGGAGCCACUAUUGUUGUAUAGGAGUUUUUGCUACAUCUCAUGUUGAACAUUUGAGACCAGAGAUGGUCUCUGAAUGAAAGUGUGACACUUUAUUUCACGAGUUUUGGGUAAACUGUGACACUUGAAAAUGAUGACGUUUGUCGACAACGUUGAACUUUGAUGUCUUAGAGAGAUUGCUUUAUUGAUGAAGUUCAAUAGUUUUUCUUUACACAACAACACUUUUUUGUUUGUUUUUUUACUUCUGUGAUGUUUUCAAAUUUAUUACUUCAUUAAAUUAAUGAACUUGUUAAUUAAUUGAUUAGAGGAAAUGUCUUUUAAAUAGGCUGUAUGAUGAACCACACACAGUAGAGAACAUGUAUUGUUUUGAGUUCAGUAUGAGUGGGUCAGUUUUGUGUGUUUGGUUUGCGAGGUGACACAGGUGUUUGAUGAACAUGUAUUCGUUUAGUGUCAUAUCAUUAUAAUGUUCAUAUAGGAAAAGGUACUGAUUCAGGAUGAGCUCACAUUUUAUUCUGGAAACAACAAAGUCAUUUUGUAAAGCUUGUGUAAAGUAUACUUUUGAAUGUAUUCACUGAAAAAAUGUGAAGAUUUAUUGAUUUGUCAUUUUAUUACCUGGUGCAAAUCUUCUUCUGAUUUUCUGGCAUCAUUUCAAGGAUCCAGUCUGCGGCCUAGCUCAAACUAAGUCACUGACAUGUGAAACUAAACCCGUUCAGAGCCUGUCUGCAUACAUAUGAUAUCAAUAACAUACCAGCUGUUCAAUGGCACACAGUCUCCAUAUAAUAAGCUCCUCUGUCCUACUCUCACUGUUGCUUUUUAAAUCCCUGACCCAAAUUGCUGACAUGGCUCUCAGGUUGAGGCUUUCGGCCAGCGUAUAUGCACACACUUGAUCUUUGUCAUUAAAGAGAUGUUGCUGGUUGGA